This is a messenger RNA of Larimichthys crocea (large yellow croaker), 2883 nucleotides long. It is a transcript of the gene vsnl1a, whose product is annotated as visinin-like 1a. The record is from RefSeq and is a predicted model, not a curated record. Lineage: Eukaryota; Metazoa; Chordata; Actinopteri; Sciaenidae. Gene Ontology annotation, molecular function: calcium ion binding. The transcript is spliced from 4 exons. The coding region runs from base 277 to 852 and encodes 191 amino acids.
ACAUCAGCAGCAGUGUGCGUUAACCAGCAUCAUCCGACGGACGCUUACUUUCGGUCGAGGCUGACUUUUUCUCCCACAAAAAAAAAUAAAUAAAUUCAAUUAAAGCACAAUAGAUUCAAACCAAACGCACGACAUCUCAAGCUACUAGUGGCAGUGGACGAGCAGCUUCAGACGUCUGAACCGCUUCUGGUUUCCCGUCCUCGGCAGGUUUCCUCUGACCACUCCAGACAUCAGACCGGACUUCUCCCGUUCACUCCGCACUCUCGUUAAGGCAAAAUGGGGAAACAGAACAGCAAGCUGACCCCUGAAGUGAUGGAGGACCUGGUGAAGAACACAGAGUUUAAUGAACAUGAGCUGAAGCAGUGGUACAAGGGUUUCCUGAAGGACUGUCCCACCGGCCGGCUCAACCUGGAGGAGUUCCAACAGCUCUAUGUCAAGUUCUUCCCUUAUGGAGACGCGUCCAAGUUUGCCCAGCACGCCUUCAGGACCUUUGAUAAGAACGGUGACGGCACCAUCGACUUCAGAGAGUUCAUCUGUGCGUUGUCCAUCACAUCACGAGGCAGCUUCGAGCAGAAACUCAACUGGGCCUUCAACAUGUAUGAUCUGGACGGAGAUGGCAAGAUCACGCGGGUGGAAAUGCUGGAGAUCAUCGAGGCGAUCUACAAGAUGGUGGGCACCGUGAUCAUGAUGAAAAUGAACGAGGAUGGCUUGACGCCCGAGCAGAGGGUGGACAAGAUCUUCUCCAAGAUGGAUAAGAACAACGACGACCAGAUCUCGCUGGAGGAGUUCAAAGAGGCGGCCAAGAGUGACCCGUCCAUCGUAUUACUGCUGCAGUGUGACCUCCAGAAAUAGGCCGGAGGCCGAGCGGAGCGCUCCACCAGCCGCCACGGACUGCACAGAAAGAAUUUCAUGUUCCAUUCAGUUUGCAGCUAUUUCCACUGAAAAAAAAAAAUGCUUGGACUACCUUUCAAUGGAUCUGCUUCUUGUGUUUGAAACACUUGUGUGCAUGAGAAUGUUAUUUGCUAUAAAAAGAUCUACACACAACAUUACAACAACAGUUUGCGGGGUGCAAGAGUGCGGGUGCACACUCACACCACACACACACACACACACACACACACAAACACUUCUCACUACAUAUAAACACCUCGCACAAAUAAUAUAUAUAUAUAUAGAUAUAUAAAUAUGAAUAUAUAUUUAAAUUAUUCAAAGAUCAACUGCCAAAAUGUGAAGUGUGCAAAGUAUUUUCCAUACACUUUCAUUCUAUUGGAGCUUGCGCAUCAGUGAUGUGCUACGUUGAAUUUGCCGCUACUCUAUUUAUCGUUCCGAGUUUACUGACGCUAGCUGUAUGUGUUUCAUAAUACUGAGUAAUGUCAACUGAACCAAAUUCCUAUGAUGAUGUAUCUGCCUCCAAUACGACAGUCUAUCUAUCCGAUAUUAGCUCUAGAAGAGAUGGAUUUGUCCAACUUUUCCUUCCAAAAACAUGCUUGUAUCGUCAGUAAAGAAAAUGUAAACGUAGUUAAUUUGCAUGCCUUUAGGUUCUGCCUUAAAGAAACCUCCUCAUUUUGCAUCCUGUAAUCGCAGACAGAAAGCCUUAUCAAAGCAGCGCGGUGACACUCGGGAGAAAACCGUGAGAAAAGAUUUGUACCGUAUAGAGAGAAAAUAAUCACAAUCGCAAGUAGGUCCUUCUACAAGUAUCGUCGUAUGGGAUGUAAAUUUUUGUGAUCUGUCGAGACGUUUUUUUUUUUGACUGCUUUAACUGUGGGAGCAUGUUUCCUUGUAGAUUAGCUGUAGUAUAUGUUGCUAAGAACUAAAUCCCUUGCCCCUCUGCAUUUAAACACACUUAUCUCCUUACAAAUGAGCAGAAUGUGAACCAGAAAAAAAGAGAUCAAUUGGUACAUUUCUGAAACUAACAGACUGGCAAGCGAGAUUAAACAUUUACAAUUAGUAGAAUGAAUGAGGCUUCCCUUAGCUUCACUCAAAUUAGAUUAGAAAGAAGAUCCAUCCGUAGUUGGAGAGCAUUGUUAUCAAACUUUGUCAUAACCUAUGUGUCAGCAUCACAUCCACUUUUUUCCCAAUUAGCCUGCAGGUUGCAUAUCAGUAUGAUGUAUUUGGAGGAGUGUUUUCAGACACUUAGAGGAGAAGAAGAAAUCAGGCCCGUCGCAGCAUUUUAAUGUUCUUAUUUAUCUUUUUCAGUGGAAGUAAAUGAAUGCUACGUAGUGAGAGGAGCAGUGAAUGGCGUUCCAUUAUACACUGUACUAGUAGAGGACAGCCCUUACUGUAAAGUCAUGUUUUUAGUAGGUUGGACAAGUCGCCCUCCCUGACCCCUUCGAAGUAUUUCUCUCUUACCGAUCAGUCAAUCUUUUUGUACUUUUUUACUCCCCUCUCUCACACAUUGUACACAUACUGAUGCAUAGUAAAUGUAGAGAAAUUCAGCGUGGUACCUCCUGUAGAUGAUUUGGAAAUAACCGUUUGUAUCUUUAAAUACCUGGCCCUCUCCUGCCUGAAAGUACCGCAGACACUUUCCAACCACAACACCACCAGUGUUUCAAGAGCUUAAGGAGGUUGAAGGAGAUGUGAUAUGUCAAUACAUACAGUGUUGCAAUAAAGAGCUAGCAUACCAGUCCAUCGUCAUCUCUCAGCAGUGUGGCUUGUCUCCCCCCAGUCAAGUUUCUAAUCUGAACUUCUUCUACAUGAACAUCUUUGGCCAGACAAUGUUUCUAAUUCCAACUCUGUUAUUACUAUUAUUGCUAUCAAGAUACCAAAUGUAAGCAAAGGCAAACGUGUACAAGGAUUCUUUUGUAGCAUGUAUUGUGUCCCUGACAACAUGGCUGCACUACUCCCUGUGUUGUGAUUUAAUCUAAUAAAAGGAACUCUAUGGGC